AUGUCUUCGCCAAACACAGGAGAAAACAACCUUCCCAUUCUCCUGGCUUCGAUGCGACCUACUGUACACCAGGAGACAUUUGUCUUUCUCACCACAACGCAGCGAAUCGAAAAUCUCCCCCUUCAAUCUCUAAAACCAGAGAUGCUAUCUCAAGAAGACGAGGGUUUGAGCAUCAUCACCACUAAAGAUCUGGCUGAGUCAAAUGGGUUGCGCGACUAUACGUUUCCGUGCAAGAAGAUCUCGUUGGCGGUGCAUUCCAGCCUGGAGGCCGUGGGACUGAUUGCUGCGAUCUCGUCGAAGCUCGCUAGUCAUGGAAUCAGUACCAACGUGGUCAGUGGCUAUUUCCACGAUCACAUCUUUGUGCCUCUCGGAAAGGAGGAUGCUGCUUUGCAAGUGCUGCAGGACAUGAUGAAGGCGGCAGAGUCAACAGUACAGAAAUAA
Aspergillus pseudoviridinutans is the source of this 441-nucleotide messenger RNA. Its product is annotated as ACT domain-containing protein. The transcript has a single exon. Lineage: Eukaryota; Fungi; Ascomycota; Eurotiomycetes; Eurotiales; Aspergillaceae. The record is from RefSeq and is a predicted model, not a curated record. Bases 1 to 441 code for a protein of 146 amino acids.